AUAAAAUGAAACGCAAAGUGGGCAAUGAGCACUUUUUCUAGGGUUGAGCUUGGCAUUUUGAAAAUGAAGCUCUAUCUCCUGCUCGCAUUGGCGUUGGCAACGAAUGCAUAUGGCGCGGCAGUCGAGAGAGCAACCGACCCCGUCCUACAGGGUGUAGCUGAUGAAGGCGAGGAAUACCGAUUGAAGCAAGACCUUGGCAAAGCUUUUGAGAAAGCGGGCCAGUGGCUGCAGGGAAAUUAUACCCCCGAGACGGAAGACGAACGCAAGAAGCUUGAACUGCUGAACUCCGAGCUUGAAGCUCUGAUCGCUAACGCUGCCAAAGAAGACAUCCUUGACGAGCUCGACGACGAAGCUGCCGCCUAUGGCUGGCGUGAAGUGAUCACUAGCGCUGCGAAGACCAUCGUCACACAAGUCGUGAUCAACAAGAUAGCUGGCAUUAUUGUGGGUGCCAUGGGAUAGACAUCGAUUCAACUGCAACCUGGACGGUUGUCCUAAAAUAGUACAUGAAGCAAAAUAAAAGCUCUCUCUAAAGGUCUAAA
This is a messenger RNA of Ixodes scapularis (black-legged tick), 539 nucleotides long. RefSeq lists its product as uncharacterized. The transcript has 5 exons. Lineage: Eukaryota; Metazoa; Arthropoda; Arachnida; Ixodida; Ixodidae. The record is from RefSeq and is a predicted model, not a curated record. Bases 25 to 459 code for a protein of 144 amino acids.